GGUGAACAAGUAUUUAUGGAAUUAUAAUAAAACAUAUAAAUAUCAAAAUGAUGCUAAAAUAGAGAAGUAACAACUGCUACAAUGUUCAUUUGUCACAAAAGAAAUCUUGUUCACUCAUUUUUGACCCCAACAGUGUGUGUUUUUUUAGGUUCCAAGGUCCUUAAAAAUUCUAAUUACGGAAAAGGAAAAAAAGAAAAAAAAAAAGAGGGUAGAAAAGCGCCGUCUAUCUGGAGAAUUUGUAAAGACAAGAGGAGGAGGUGAGAGUCUUCCGAAGAGACUGCGAAAACCCUAAUUUCGUUAGCGGAAGGGGUUUUAGGUUCUAUCUUCCACAACGAAGAUGCAUCACUCAACCGACGACGAUUCAGAGUUGGAAGUAAGACCUGUGCCCGUCCAACAAAGAGACGACUCUGCCUCCUCCUCCGACUCACGACCUCUCCACGAUCCCGACUCUGCUUCCGCCGUUUCUAGUCACACCAUCAGUAUCACCGUUUCCCAUGGCUCCUCCGACCACCAUCUCCAUGUUCCUGACCACGCCACUUUCGGUAUUUACAUGAGGGAUUUGAAGAAAGCCUUUGUUCUGGAAACUGUGUUGGAGGCUAGUGAUAUGAACAUCUUGUUCUGGGGAGAUGAGAAAGAUGAUGCUGAGCAACUGCAAGCUGCUGGUGUUACGGACGGGUCUAAUGUUGUCCUUGUGGAGGAACCUAAUAAUGGAGUGGACCAUGUUGAACCGCCUCCUGUGAUGACCGAAGAGAUUGCCAAGGCUAUUUCUGCUGUUCUAGCAGUCUCUGGAGAGGUCGAUGAGCUCUCGGAUAGGGUUGGUGCUUUAGAGGCUGCUGUCGAUGGAGGGACGAUAGUUGCGGUGAAGGAGUUUGACAUGGCUGCUGAGCUGCUCAUGAGGCAGUUGCUCAAAUUGGAUGGUAUCAAGGCAGAUGGGGAAGCUAGAGUACAGCGAAAGGCAGAGGUACGUAGGAUUCAAAAGUUGCAGGAGGAUGUGGAUACGUUGAAGGCAAGAUGUUACAGAGCCAAGCCGCAGCUGUAAGCACUGAGUGGGAUUCAUUCUGAAACGGUGUUGAACCCUCCGCCCGCCAGCUUUCGCCUUGUACCAAUGUAAACCCAAGAUUGGGAGAAAUUUGACUGACUUUUUUAUUAUUCUGUUACGUUGCAGAAAAAUAUAUUGCUUCGUUUUGUUAGUAUUAAACGAGGAAAUGACCAGAAAAAUAUGGGUUGUACCCUGGAAUUUGUAUGAACUUUUUGUAUCUCAAUCUGAAUAGCAAUACAUUUUUUUA
Molecule: messenger RNA, 1286 nt
Organism: Brassica napus (rape)
Lineage: Eukaryota; Viridiplantae; Streptophyta; Magnoliopsida; Brassicales; Brassicaceae
Product: BAG family molecular chaperone regulator 4
Exons: 4
Coding region: 338-1039 (233 amino acids)
Biological process (GO): protein stabilization
Cellular component (GO): cytoplasm
Molecular function (GO): adenyl-nucleotide exchange factor activity; protein-folding chaperone binding
Source: RefSeq, a predicted model, not a curated record